UUCGUAGUUUCGAUGGGUUUGCAGAGAAUUUAUAAUAAAAGGAUCGUUUGCUGAAUAUCAUUCAUUAUUUCAGCUUCAGAAGCCAAAAGAUGAAGUCAAUUGUAACAGUUUUCCUGGUGCUAAGCACUCUAGUUGCCGCUAUCAUCUGUGUGCCAGUGCCAGCAAAAAGUUCCCGCGAAGUGGUCUGUAAUGCAAAAGGAUGUACGUUCCCCGCCAAGGAUUACGGACCAACAGUGACACCGUACACUCCGACACUCAAGCCGAGAGUUCGAACCAUUGUCGUGCCACCGCUUUGGGCCAACACAACUUGGUCGAAAAUGAUGACCACUACUUUGGCACCCCAGAAAGAUCGAAGUUCAGCGAGAUCAGAAGAGGACACUUACGAUGACCGCGAAGAGGAUAACGCAGUGUAAAAGUGUGUCAUAAGAAUAAAUUUAUAAGAUGAAAGUAUUUUGAAAAAAUAAAAAUCCAAGAAUAUACAAUAAUAAAAAAAACAGUAGGGGUAUU
This is a messenger RNA of Aedes albopictus (Asian tiger mosquito), 507 nucleotides long. RefSeq lists its product as uncharacterized. The record is from RefSeq and is a predicted model, not a curated record. Bases 90 to 413 code for a protein of 107 amino acids. The transcript has 2 exons. NCBI's taxonomy places the organism in Eukaryota, Metazoa, Arthropoda, Insecta, Diptera, Culicidae.